Myzus persicae (green peach aphid) is the source of this 2213-nucleotide messenger RNA. RefSeq names its product protein split ends-like. The coding region runs from base 537 to 2036 and encodes 499 amino acids. Gene Ontology annotation, molecular function: mRNA binding. The record is from RefSeq and is a predicted model, not a curated record. Gene Ontology annotation, cellular component: nucleus. Gene Ontology annotation, biological process: regulation of transcription by RNA polymerase II. The transcript is spliced from 8 exons. Lineage: Eukaryota; Metazoa; Arthropoda; Insecta; Hemiptera; Aphididae.
UACCAUUCUCUAUUUCACGUGUGCCCACUCUGGAGACGGUGUUCAAGGCUUCAAUUGCCCGAUUCGACCAAUUCUCAUGGUCAUAUCCCUGAUACUAUAUUUUUCUUCGGGGAGAAUUGUCGUCCGAUACAUUGAAUGGUCCAUGUUUUUUAAUCAAUUUAAUAUUGGAGUUGUGCAACCAGUAUAUCUACAGACUACGACCGAUUUUAGUGCGUCGUAUCAACUAUCAAGCAGACAAUCGGUUUCAACUCAGCCUGAAAAACACGAAUGAAACAUCCAACUACUCUCGGAUAUAAUCUCUGAUUUUGGCGUAGUUUUAUUUUUUUUAUGUGAUCCAAUAUUUGUAUUGUUUGUUCGUGUCAUAUCAAAAACCAUUUUUUUCUGUGACUAUAAGAUCCAUUUCAAUCAAGUUUGUCAUUUUUACAUAAGUCAACAGGUGACUGCAAGUACUACACAACAACUCCAAUUAACUCUGGAAAAAUAGAUCUGAGAUCAAACUAUUUUAGUGAUCAAAGAAAGAAGAUACAUCAGACAAUAUGGAUGAUAAUAGAUUGAAUGAAAAAGACAAAAGUGGUUUUUUUUCCAAAUUAUGUAGAAUUCUUUACAUCGGUAACUUAGAUGAAAAUAUUAAUGAUGCUAAACUAUAUAAAUAUUUUGGAGAAUUUGGAGAUAUAAUUAGCAUUAAUAUUAAAAAAGAAGAUUAUGUAAGUGAUGGAUCAUUAAAAGUAUGCGCAAUGAUUAAAUACUUUGAUACCAGCAGUGUAGUUCUUGCUCUGCAUAAAAUGAAUGGUGUAGACAUAGAAGGUUCUCGUGUACGUUUGGGUUUUGGAAAAUCACAUCCAUCAAGAUGUGUUUGGAUUACUGGUGUUAAACAAUCUUGUGAUGAUAAUUUUCUGCUGAUUUAUUUAGCUGAUUGUGGGCCCAUUACAACAUUUUCGAUUGAUCAUACUAAUAAACGUGCUCUAGUUUAUUUUAAAGAGAUUGAAAAUGCAGAAGCUGCCAUAAAUAAAAUGAAAGAUGGUUUUAUAAAUGGUUUAUACUUUCAUGGUGAUUAUGCAUCUAGUGAGUGUCAGAUAAAAUUUGCUGAAUUCUUCAAUAAGCAAAAUCAUAAAAAUUGUUCAUCAAUACGCCUGGAUAAUGUUAAUGGUCAAAGUCCAUCAAUACGCCUGGAUAAUGUUAAUGGUCAAAGUCCAUCAAUACGGCUGGAUAAUGUUAAUGGUCAAAGUUCAUCAAUACACCUAGAUAAUGUUAAUGGUCAAGGUCCAUCAUUAUCUAAUUUUAAUGAACAAAAGUCUGCAGGAAGUCAUUAUGUUGAGGAAGAUAACCCAUGUAUUGCUAACAAGAAAUCUACAUCACCAAUUACCUGUACUUUGAUUAAAGGUAUAGCAGAUUCAGUCACUACUGAAUAUCUGGAAUCUCGCUUUAGUCAAUUUGGACCUAUUAAAAAAUGUUUAAUUGACCGACCAAACAAAUGUGGUGUGUUGUGUUUCCAAGAGGAAUUACAUGCACAGUCAGCUGUUACUGUAAUGGAUGGUAGUUAUAUAGAAGGUGAAUUACUCUAUGUUCGUUUAGCGUCUUUUAAAUGUCGAGAUUGUGAAGUAUCUAAUACAAAUAAUGAUAAUUUAACUAUUCAACAACAAGAUAACUCUACUUCAUCAUCACCUUACUGCGCUUGGCAUAUGGAUCCUUCUUGCCGUUGUUCAAUUAAUGAUGGAAUUGACCCAAUCAACUUCAGUGAUCAAUUUAAUAAUUCAAUUAAUGUUAAUAAUGCUCAGAACGUAGCAUUGCAUAAAUAUUUAAACAUCAAUAAUAACAUUCCUGAUUAUUCUCCAAGUACAAAUCAUGUAUACGACAGUCCAAUUAAAAUAAUAUUCAACGAGUAUCCACCACAGGGUCUCAUAUAUCCGACAAGACGUGCUAAUUUUAAUGUAAUGUCACUACCUUUGCCCGCGUUUGCUAAGAAUAUUUCCAAGCAACUGACUAGUACAUCUUUGAUAAACAGUAAAACAAAGAAUAUUGAAAAGAAUAAAGAUUAGAAGUUUGGCAAAAGAAAUACAACUAUUGAAGAAGAGAAACAAAAUUUAAAUAGUUUUGAUAACCCAAAAGAAUUCAAGACAAAAUUGUAAAUUAAAAAAAUUGCUGAAAUAUAUAAAAAUAUUCUCACUUUCAUAUACAUGUAAAUUAUAAUAAUUAAAUUUAAAUGUGGUUGUAAU